AUGUUCGACGACGAUAUAUCUGUGUCAUCUCGUGGUCGCCAGGUGGAAUACGACAUCUGGCGCCGAUGGGAAGACUGUCUAUGGCUUCAAGAAACACUAGAGCAGGAGUACCGCCGAUCUGCGAGAGAGAAAAAGAUUCGUCUCCAGCAAGGGAAGGGAGUAAAGUCAUUCAACGGGAUGUAUAAGCAGGACAUGGCAUCAUCUUGGGAAUCCCUUCCUCCUGGCCCAGACCCUAACUCCGUCGCUCAAGAUAUCCAUGGCUAUCUCCCAAAGCUCAGUAAGAAGGGAACAUUGUUCCGUGCGAGUCAGGCCACCAUUGAGAACCGCCAGAAGGAAUUCCGCAACCUGGUUGAAACACUUUUUUCUGACGACAUGCCUGCUCUGGUUCAGGAGAUUCGAGCAAGCACAAUCGUCACUGACUUUUUCGGUCUCUGGAGACGGGACUAUGAUCUCCUCGAAUCUUCCAGACAAGGACAGCGAAACUCUCUGACGAGUAGCGUUUUUUCAUCUUAUUUCUCGGCAUCAAGUCCUUCUCUGUCAGGGAGGUCAACUACUACGGCUUCUUCCCCGAGAAAACGUGUAUCGUCAAGCGCCUCUUCGACCUCCACGUUUUCAUCUGAUCUACCUAGCGAUGGCUCCUCUGUAUGCCAUUCGUCGAAGCGGACAAGUAUCCGUAGCAACGAGACUGCUUUAACCCACCGGCCACGUCGACGUCCAUUGUCUUCGACAUCUUCGGCUUCAGACUCAUCCUCAAUACACUCAGACGGCAGCUUAGAAUCAUGCUCGACGGCAUCCACGAAUCCAGCCAUCGCCGCCGAAGCCUCCAUUGGCUUUGGGCAUAACCCAGAGUCUAAUGAUCGCCCAAGCUCCAUUCUGGAAAUUUUACCAGAGGAACGAGAGUUACUAUCGAAAUCCAGUGAAGGAUAUCUCCCUGCUCCUAUCCCCCGACGCACAAAGGCUUCAUUGAUGGAACGCAAAGCUAAUCGCUGCUUCUCCAUAGUGGGACAUCCUGUGGAUAGACGCGAAGAAAGCGAGAGCAAAUCCCACUCAAUCAGGGAAUCAUGGCAGACCACCUCUUCCAUGGAUUCCAAUGCCGACGCUCUUUUGGAGGGAAUAAAUCUCGUACUUCCACAUAAAAUUAAAGAGCAAAAGUUCCGAGCUUCUAUCGCCAGCAUCUCUACGUUUAUGACCACCGACUCAGCCGAGGCAGUGAUACCCUCCGAAAGGCGGCGGUCCAAUCAGUCUAGACUUCGCAUAUCUACUCCUCUAUCUCUUUCAGAUUUUGAAAUUUACUCCGACGAUGGAGAUGCCGACGAUGACUGUACGUCUAUCCUAGAUGCAUUCCCUCACCCCCACUCCUACGAGCAACACGAUGACCGACCAGCUACCCCCACAUUACAUUACUCCUCUUCCGAGACACCAAGUACUCCCAGUACUCCUGAUUCCAUCCGAACUACAUUUGAUCGCCCUCCCUCUCCAGUACCAUCUACCGCGCCAUCCACGGUUUCCACCGCUUUUUCAGUUUCCACCACCUCUAGCACAAUAUCUCCCGGUACCAGUAUCUCCAUCAAGGCCGCCUUCAAUUCCUCUAUCAUCCUGCUGCGGGUUCCUAGAGAAACUACCCUAGCUGACAUCAGGCAGCGAUUGUACAAUAAAUUUGUCGGACAAGAGGGUGUCCCCCUAUCCAAGUCUUUCGACAUAAUCUUCGUCCCUCCUUCCCAAUCAUCGCCCACAAAGGACCAGUCGAGCUCUCACUCUUUAUCGCCCAAUGAUCUCAUGGACUUUUUCUUCAUCCACUCAGAUGAUGAGUGGCAAGAAAUUGUUUCCACUACUUCUGGAAGUAAAGUCAACCUUCGUAUCAUGGAUUCUUGCAAAUAG
Molecule: messenger RNA, 1878 nt
Organism: Psilocybe cubensis
Lineage: Eukaryota; Fungi; Basidiomycota; Agaricomycetes; Agaricales; Agrocybaceae
Exons: 2
Coding region: 1-1878 (625 amino acids)
Molecular function (GO): phosphatidylinositol binding
Source: RefSeq, a predicted model, not a curated record